Odocoileus virginianus texanus is the source of this 4319-nucleotide messenger RNA. It is a transcript of the gene PDIK1L, whose product is annotated as PDLIM1 interacting kinase 1 like. Gene Ontology annotation, cellular component: nucleus; cytoplasm. The record is from RefSeq and is a predicted model, not a curated record. NCBI's taxonomy places the organism in Eukaryota, Metazoa, Chordata, Mammalia, Artiodactyla, Cervidae. Gene Ontology annotation, molecular function: protein kinase activity; ATP binding. Gene Ontology annotation, biological process: protein phosphorylation.
GUAAGGGGGUGUGUCCGCGCGCACCACGGGGGCGCGCGCCGGCCUCUGACUGGAGGCCGCGGCGGCGGAGGCGCGAGCUCCCCGAUAAUGGCGGCCUGCAGAGUCCGUGAGAGAGAGAAGCGGCGGCGGCUACCCUGAGAAACCUUGACCUUGAAGAUGGUGAGUAGCCAGCCAAAGUACGAUCUAAUACGGGAGGUAGGCCGAGGUAGUUACGGUGUUGUAUAUGAAGCAGUCAUCAGAAAGACUUCUGCACGGGUGGCAGUGAAGAAAAUCCGAUGCCAUGCACCUGAAAAUGUUGAACUAGCCCUGCGUGAGUUCUGGGCACUAAGCAGUAUCAAGAGCCAACAUCCAAAUGUGAUUCACUUGGAGGAAUGCAUCCUACAAAAAGAUGGGAUGGUGCAAAAGAUGUCCCACGGCUCUAAUUCUUCCCUUUAUUUACAGCUUGUAGAGACUUCACUAAAAGGAGAAAUUGCCUUUGAUCCCAGAAGCGCCUAUUACUUGUGGUUCGUGAUGGAUUUUUGUGAUGGAGGAGAUAUGAAUGAGUAUCUGUUGUCCAGGAAACCCAAUCGUAAAACUAACACCAGCUUCAUGCUUCAGCUGAGCAGUGCCCUGGCUUUCCUGCAUAAAAACCAGAUCAUCCAUCGAGAUCUGAAACCUGAUAACAUCCUGAUUUCUCAAAGCAGGUUGGAUACCAGUGACUUGGAACCUACCCUGAAAGUGGCUGAUUUUGGUCUUAGUAAAGUUUGUUCAGCAUCUGGGCAGAAUCCAGAAGAACCUGUCAGCGUAAACAAGUGUUUCCUUUCUACAGCUUGUGGAACAGAUUUCUACAUGGCUCCUGAAGUGUGGGAGGGACAUUAUACAGCAAAAGCUGACAUCUUUGCUCUGGGGAUUAUCAUCUGGGCAAUGCUGGAAAGGAUCACCUUCAUAGACACAGAGACAAAGAAGGAACUCUUGGGGAGUUAUGUAAAACAAGGAACUGAGAUUGUGCCUGUUGGGGAGGCACUUCUGGAAAAUCCCAAAAUGGAACUUCUCAUUCCUGUGAAGAAAAAGUCUAUGAAUGGGCGAAUGAAACAACUGAUUAAGGAAAUGCUGGCUGCAAACCCUCAGGAUCGUCCAGAUGCUUUUGAACUAGAACUCAGAUUAGUACAAAUUGCAUUUAAAGAUAGCAGCUGGGAAACGUGACACAUAUAUUAUUUGCAAAUAUCUUGGAUGAUAUGCUGCUUCUGUUUUAACAGUGAUGCAACAUAAUGUGGCUGAAACAGAAUAUAAAAAGCUAAAGUCCACCUUUUAAGGGUUUAGAUUUUAUUGUGGGAGUUUUUUUUUUUUUCCUCAUUUUUCUUAAGUCCAAGCUGGCCAUUCUGUUAAUAUGUUUUAAAAGUGUAUUACCAAUGUGGAUGUAAAUUUUUUUAAAUGACCAUUGGUAGAAGUUUGGCAGGAAAAUUCUCUAUAAGAGCCAAGAAAAGAAGAGUCCAGUUUUCUGGAAAUAUGUCUCUUAAGUAUUUUAGACAUUCCUUGUCAGUAUUAGAAAUUUCCAUGGAAAAAAAGGUUUGCAUGCUGGUAAUGCAACCUUUGAAGCUUUGUAAAGGAAACAUAUAUGUAUAUAUUUAUGUAUAUGUAAGUAUGUGAAUGUGUGCAUUUUGCAUUCCAUAUAAAAAAAAAUGCCACUUCUGUUUAAAUUAUUUGAUGUAGGUUUGGAUUUUUGAGAUUUGCUGGUGAAAUCAGUAAUGAAAAAUAAAAGAACCUUCCCUCUUCCUACCCUGUCCCUCCCUCUAAUGAAAUCAUGCUAAGUUUUUAUUUUUAUAAUGUUAUACAGCUUUUUUUAAGACAUCAUUUUGGAGAGUCCAAAAUUAUCUGGCUAAACGUAAGUGAAAGUAAGUGAUCCAAAGCUGCUGAAGUUUGUUUGAGCUCUCCAGUGCCCUAUAGCUGCAGGAGUUGAAUUAGCCAUGCAAUCAGUGUGGUACCGGUUAGCAAGGACAUUCAUAAUUUAGUCAUACCUUCUUUAGGUAACCAUGCAUUCAAUUAACCAAUUAAACCACUGCAUUGGGACAUGACUGCACUUGAGCAUCUGCAAUCUAAUAUAAGUCUGAACACAGGAUUCUUCUGUUUCUGAAAACGUUGCUGUAUAUAAACUAUAGUAAUUGAUAUAUAUUAACUUUUUAUUUUCAAGACUUUGUCUAAGCCUCAGCGUAAAGCUGAAGAAACCAAAUGAGUUCUAUCCUCACAUUGCCUGCUCUAAUAUGGUCUCCUGUUUAAUCACUGGAAUUCCUUUCGUUUUAGCACUAAUGCUGUUUUCUCUUGUCUAAUUUGACACAGUAAUAGUGGUAGUGUGGUUGUAUUCAGUGUUGACCACCUUUUUCUAAGGUGGGAGGUGAUACCUAUACAGUUUGGCAAAUGGGUAAAAUACUGUGGCAUCAGUUAUGUCUUUCAAAUAGAGAGGUUAUCAGUUUAUACAAUCACUUGGUGUGGUCUAUGUGAAGAACCAAUAGACCAUUAUUCUUCUUGAAGUCAGUCUGGUUUUUAACCCCAUAUGGUUGUCUCCAGUUUUGUUUUUUUUUUUUCCCCCCUGUAAAUGCAGAUAGUUCAAAUCUAAAGGAAGAAAGUUUUCCUAAAACAGAUCAUUAGCCUUUAAGGUUGUUAAUACUUUAAGACCAUUUGUAUAUAGGUUAAUCUCUAUAAAGCACUAGGAUCUUUGGUCAAAAGUUAAAAAAAAAUGUUUAAAGAUAUUAGAAUAUUGAAAUCAUUGAUAGUUCACGUAGUCUCCUCAGUUUUUUUGAACUUCCACAACUUUUGGAAUAUUCCUACCAUAAUUUUUUCCUUAUUUAAAAUGUGUUCAGGGGACUAUAAAAGGUGAAAAAGCACAAAAAAUUGGAGUACAAAAAAUUUCUGAACUAUGCAUUACUUGGUGUGAAGUUUAAAAUUUAGACUGGAAGGUUUUACUUAAAACCUCUUAAAUGAAAAAAAAGAAAAGUACAUUUAACAUUACUUCCAAGCUAAUAAUUAUAAGAAUUAUUUUCAAAAUUGGAGGUGGAAAUACACUGGAACUUCAUGAUAAUUGAUCCUCUGGAUCACCAAAUUAGUAGAACACAGAUCUGGCCAAGUAGAUUGAGUUACUGGAAAUAAAAAAGCAUUACAAUGUCUUAUCAAUAACAUGGCACUUCAGCAGAGAUUCAUGAUGACUUAGGUGAUGGUAUGCCAAUGCUUCAUUUGCUCUUCAAAUAGCUACAUGUCACGGUUUCCUAAGUAGAUAGCAUUUGGUCCCACCUCAUUUAAAGUAGUUAACAAUUAUAAUUUAUUUUUAAAACUAUUUUAAUUUACCUGUGAAGUGGAAUUAUUCCUUUCAUUGGUGGUAAGGAUAUGAGGUGAUCAGGAAGUUUCUUCUGAAAUUUUCUUAAGUCCUUGUAUUCUAAAUAGCCUAUGAUACCAAGAAAAAUGAUAGUAAAUUCUUUGUCUUCAUUCUUUCAGUCAGGAGGUAUUUAUUAAGUACCUACUGUGUGCUCAGCACUAAAGAUCAGUUGAAAAAAUGACAAUUUAAAAAUGGCAUGUAGCCAUGGGCUUUUCCAGCAAGGAGUAAGAAAUAAAGUGAAACUUGGAAAUUCCUGGAUAUUGCUUAGAGGAAAAAUGAAAGCAAGAGUUUGUGCACAGUGCCUUGCCCAUAAUAGGUACUCAAUAAACAAUUGUUCCUCAUAGAGUCUCUUGCCAUGGUUUAUAGUGUUUUAUGAAAUUUGUCUUAAUUGAAAAAAGACCAAAUAUUUCAAAUAAGCUUAUAGGCAGCUGUGGCCAGUUAAAAUAAUGGGAUUGUACAGUUAGUUCCUAGAAUGUUAUUUUGCACUAGUUGUCACUUAGAAGGAUGGGGUUCCUGUAGUUUUUUGGUGCUAAGGGAUACUUUGUCAUUAUGAUAAAGUAAGUGUUAAGUGUCAGAUAAAUAGCACACUGAAUAGUUCUUUCUGCUGGUCUGUUUUUUCCUCUUUGUUGUUGUUGUUGUUUUUAACUGUAAAAUGUUUAUCAAUCAAACUAUUGUAGCAGCUACAAAUAAUUCACCAGCAUGACAAAAUGGUCAAAAAAUAAGUCAUCAGCACUUCAGAAACAAAAGCAACUUUUGAAAUUUUCUUUUAAAAUUGUCAAAUAUAUUUUAUGAAGAAUUUAUAAAAGGGGGAAAUGAUUGUAAUUUAUUGUUCAUGACUGUUUUUUGGUUUUUUUUUUUUUAAUAAAGUGAGUUUCAACAAAAAACCCUGGAAAUAACAUUGCUGCUUGGGUGGCUCUGUGAGUAGUUCCGUAACGCUUUACUUCAUAGAUAUAAAGUACAGCAUAUAAAAUUUGAA